AUGGUUGAUGUUGCGUUCUGGAGAUCGUUGGCUAGUAGAUGUGCUUUUAGUCAGGGGGAGCAUUCGUUAGCAGAUCUUACACAGAAGUAUGAGUGUGAUGUUUCUAAACGAUGUUUAGACCUCCAUGAAAUCUAUUGCUAUGUGUCUCUGCAUUUAGCCUCCCUGAUUUAUGAAGUUGGUAUGAUGUUGGCUGAUACACAACAACCUGCUUCAUAG
Molecule: messenger RNA, 216 nt
Organism: Arabis nemorensis
Lineage: Eukaryota; Viridiplantae; Streptophyta; Magnoliopsida; Brassicales; Brassicaceae
Source: the annotation of a GenBank genome assembly